Pleuronectes platessa (European plaice) is the source of this 2320-nucleotide messenger RNA. Its product is annotated as transmembrane protein 121. The transcript has a single exon. NCBI's taxonomy places the organism in Eukaryota, Metazoa, Chordata, Actinopteri, Pleuronectiformes, Pleuronectidae. The record is from RefSeq and is a predicted model, not a curated record. Bases 1370 to 2320 code for a protein of 316 amino acids.
CCCAGGAGUGUGUCUGCACGCACCAGAGGAGCAUCUCUCUGACUUCGCAGAGUGCAGAAGAGAGGGACGGGCAGAGAGAGGCAGGCGACGUUGGAGUAUCACAGCGCCGGUGGUGCUGGCAGAGCACGUUGAGGGGACUCGACAGGGGAAUCAGAGCUGCUGAGACCGGUGACUCUGGCAAAAGAAGCUGCUGGAGCAAGAGAGAGCAAACGGCGCAGUGGCCAGGAUCGAGCCAGGGGGCAGCAUUUUACAGCCACAACGAAGCGUGGAGACCAUCUGAAACCUGGACACACACAGACAUGAUGUACAGGGACACACAGCUGAGAGAGGAAGGACAGUCACACACACACACUGCAAGAUUCAGCACAUAGACAUUAACAGGUUUACGAUAUAUCAUUUUCUUGUCCGGGGAUGGUGAAUGCUGGAGAGGAAAACUUCUGGAGAGGAGAUUCGCUUCGCAGCAGGACUAGUUUUUCUGCUAACUUUACCAUUUAUUCCUUUUUCAGUUUUUUUGGAGCUGGGGGUUUAAACCUUCUAUCUGAGCACAACACAAACUAACCUCUCUUCUUAGUUGCAGAAAUUGAGAGCAGUGUUUGUGAUCAAUAAGAUGCCUCGUCCUGAUUCAGUCUGAGCAGGAAGUGGAUUACGGCGGCAACAUUUUUGGGGAUUUCUCUACCGUGUGUAAAGACAGAAAAGAAAACAGAAAUUCAUCCCUGACUGCUGGAUUUACGGCAAUCGGAGAAGGAGAGGAUCCUUUGCGUUUUCUCCCCUCUCCCCCUGUGGAUUACAGAUGGGCUUCGUGAUCUCCCCGCGCAUUCUCAUGGAUGAUCGCUCGCUGCCAGUCAUUAGGAUAAAGUACAAAGAGGGACACAAGUGAGUAUUCAGCUGGAUUCUUAUCUGUGAGGCUUAAGCCUGUAUGAAUACGACGGUGCGGAGAGUGUUAUGAGAGCACAUCGCCGCAAAUUUUUCCUCUUUUUGAUAACAGAAACUGGAACUCGUUGAAUAAACUGCUCAGUGAUUGCUUAUCAGGUUGUGAAAGGCAGACACCUUCUGGGAUUUAUUCGUUUUUUUGCACAAGUGAACCUGUAUGUUUACAGACCAUUUGCCAAUGAACAUCAUUUACUAAAUGAGGGGUACUGUCUACCCGGCAGGUGGCUUAGGCACAAGCGCAGAUUGAUUGAAGUGAUGUGUGAGAAUCCUAUUAAUGCAUCCUGGAUUCUGGCCAAGACAGAGGCAAUGGAGGGGAAAACCACUGUCUAGCAGCACUAUCUGAUCUGCCUCCUCACUGGACAAACCGACGACCCGUUGAGCUCCCCUCCUCGACUACACUCCUCCUUCUCCUCCUCCUCCCCCCAUCAGCCAAGCAAGGAUGGUACCCCCACCUCCCACCAACAAGCCCCACGUGUGCCUCUCCACCAUUCUGAUCAUGAGCAGCAUGGCGCUGAUUGACGCCUACCUGGUGGAGCAGAACCACGGACCACGCAAGAUUGGCAUAUGCAUCAUGGUGAUGGUGGGAGACAUCUGCUUCCUCAUCGUGCUGCGUUAUGUAGCGGUGUGGGUGGGUGCUGAGGUGCGCACGUCCAAGCGAGGCUACGCCAUGAUCCUGUGGUUCCUUUACAUCUUCGUGCUGGAGAUCAAGGUCUACUUUGUGUAUCAAAACUACAAGGCGGACAGGAAGAGCUUGGACGCCCUCGCGAGGAAGGCGCUGACACUUCUGCUGUCCAUCUGCAUUCCGGUGCUGUUCGUGGUGCUGGUGGCUAUCGACCACAUGGAGUACGUGCGCGCCUUCAAGAAGCGCGAGGAGAUCCGCAACCGUCUCUUCUGGGUGGUGGUGGACUUGCUGGACGUACUGGACAUCCAGGCCAACCUGUGGGAGCCUCAGAAAAAGGGGCUCCCUCUGUGGGCGGAGGGCCUGAUGUUCUUCUACUGCUACAUCCUCCUGCUCGUGCUGCCCUGCGUGUCCUUGAGCGAGAUCAGCAUGCAGGGCAUCAACAUCGUGCCCCACAAGAUGCUCCUGUACCCCAUCCUCAGCUUGGUGACCAUCAACGUCAUCACGCUCUUCAUCCGCGGGGGGAACAUGAUCCUGUACCGGGACGCCAGGGUGUCGGGGAUCCUGAUGGGGAAGAACGUCCUGGCCAUCAUCAUAAAGACCUGCAGCUUUGUGCAGUACAGGAGACAGUUGCAGAGCGCUCCUCCCGCCUUCGGGGUCGAGCUGCAGAAAAACUCGGUGGCCCACGCUCGCCCCGCCCCCACCCCCCCUCAAGUGGUCAUGCAGGACCAGACACCCCUCCCCGAGGUGACGUCGUGCGAACACACAUGA